GCCCCAGCAAAAGCAGAUAUUUGCUUAUCAAAAAAAAUCUCAGUUCAUUAGCGUUCCAGUUCGUUGCCUCUAAGAGAGAGAAGACCUACAUUGGAGACCUGGGCCAAGUUAAGAAUGUUUACCAUGACGUCACGUUUGUAUGUUAAAAAAGAUCCGCAAGCAGAAGUUCAUAUCACAACAUGGCGGACGAAAAUCUCAAGGGGGAUUCCACAGAAAAUUCGACGGGAUCUGAGAAUCCUGACAAUCAAGAGUACUACGAACGCGUUAGAAAACUCUUAAGGCCUGUGGAAAAUAGAUGGGAGUAUAUUCAGAGUGUUCUUUUGUGGCAAAAACCAUCGCACUCGUUGAGCUAUUUCAUUGCGAUGACAAUUCUUGUCGGGUAAGUUGUUGGGUGAGAAAAGAAUUAUUUGUUAUUGUGAUGUGCUGAUCGAGUGGCAUGUCGUUUCACAGGAUCAUGGCAAGUGGGAAAUUCCGUCUGGUACUGCUGCUUAUAAUAUUAAUGGCGUCAUCACUUUUGAUGGAAGAUAUCAGAUGUAAGGUGUGGCAAUGUGUACAAGGUACGUCAUAACACUUCGUUACAGGUAGUCCUGACAAUUUGAAUCUCUCUGCAAUUUGGAUGGUCUUCAUUUGCAUAAAACUUGGAUCCUUUCAAUAAUUAUUUUUUAUGAUUUUCUCCAUGACACAGGUAGAUUUGAUGCUCUUACUGAUGAAGACAGGUAAGUGUUAUUUAAAGAACAACAAGGAAGCUUCAAAUUUUGCGUUUUCGUUCUAUAAAUCUCGAGUUUUAAGUUUGUUUUAUAAUGUUUUGAUAUCCCGAAGGACUGUUUAGAACUUCCAAAUGGCUUACCCCAAAUUGGAUCUAUUAUCUAUUUAUGUUCCACCUGUAAUGAGAUAAACAAAUGUCCUAUGAACUGAUGAACAUCGACUAACUUUGUCCCUUAGUCGUCAAAUCACGCUAUCUUUCCCUCGUCUUUGUGAAAGACUCGCUGCGAUUUGGAGUUGCUUCGCUGCUUGGCGUGAAAAAUUGAACAAAUUAAAGGCUGAAAGCACAUACAAGGUAUGUCAUCGAUUUUCCCAAUUUUGUAUCGAUAUUUUCUGUUAUUUUUUCUCCCUAAUUUAAGAUCAGUAUUAAUUUCUUUUUCAUUUUGAAUUGACAUUGUUAUUAAUAUUAUGGUAAUGACUAUCUUGUUUUUCAGUACUAUGCCGUUCUUUUUGGACUUUUAUUGGUAGUGGUGUUUGCUUACCAGUACUUGCCCCUGCUGCCAAUAUUUUAUAUGCAAGGUGAAGUUUUUUAAUUUUUAUCUUGGUAAGGUUUUGUAGAUGAGAAAGAUUGUCAUAUUAAUUUAUGAUAGAUGAGGAAUGAAGGUAAUGGACAAAUAUAAAACCUUAAAAACUGGUAAUUUAUGAUCAUAAUAAAUUGUUGCUUUGGUGAUCAUUACUUUUAUUGACAACACAGAGGAUAAACUAACUUUGUUACUUUAAUUCCAUCUCAGGGGGUACUACUGGCUUGUUCUCAAAUAUUCUUAAGUCACAUUUUAAAACAAUCUUUUGGUUGUUCAAUGUAUGAAGCAUAUAUGACAUCUUGGGGAAAGGUUUCUCAAUGACCCUAUACUAUUCUGAAACAAAGCCAAAGUCCUGAAGGCAAUCCAUCCAAAAAACUGUAUGCAUAAUAAGGUAUGGGGUUGUGUGGAAAUCUUUCCAUACCUGUUGUAAUUACGGAUUCAAAAUGAUAUCAAUGUGGCUGAUAUGAAGUUCCUUGGGAAGUGGAGAUUUGUGUGUUGUGGGGACUGUUUUCUACCAGUUUAAAUGAUAUUUAAAAAAAAAACUAAGAACAUUUUUCUCUCUUCUUUUUUACAUUUUAGCUUGUGCACUGUACUUUUGGCCCAUCAUUAAGUACAAUGGAAUACACAUAGUAAUCAAAAAGGCAGUGGAGCCAUUUUACCGACCAUUUGUAGUCCAAUGGCAAAAUACCAGGACAAAGCGAACAAGGGAUGCUGUAACAACAGGUCUGACUAAUGAAUAAUGAAAAUUCACAUUCUUAAUGCACCAACUUGUUCAUCAUUUUGGGGUAUUGUGGUAUAUCAAAAACCACAGAACCUUCUUUCAUCUCCAUGAAAACUGAAAACUUGGAAUUGACUAACUCAAAAGUAGAUAACCACCAAGAAUAAUGUUUGGAAACCAAUUGAUGCUGAUUGAAAGUUGUCCAAGUUGUUUGGAAAAUUCACGUUUUCAAAAGAGGGAUUCACCUAAGGCUGCAACAUAUACUAAACCAAAAAACCAUACAAUUUGAAUGGACAAACCAAAAAAAUAAGAUCAAAGAUGCUCAAAACCAAAAAAGCCAGUGCAUACUCUGUUUUCAUUGUCAUAAUGGUGCAUUUUUUAGUUUUUUUUAUCAUUUCACUCCCAAGAUCUCAUUAAUAAUUCUCCUCACUAUCUGUUAUACCAUUCUUUAAAAGUUAGUUCAGAGAAUUUGUUACUGGAUCAGUGAAUAAUCCCCUAAUUAAUAUUUUUCUUUGUUCUCAUAACAUGUCUGCUUGAUAUAAAUUGUAAGGAGAUAUUCUGUCUUGGUCACUCCUGGGAGUUAAAGGUUUAAAACUGAUUUAGUUAGUGUAAUAAUUCUUCCAAGGAACUAAAGGAGAAAUGCCAGCUGACAGUGACGAUGAGUUUGCGAAGGAUUUCAGUCCUGUUGCUGAUGAUACAGUGGUCAAUGAAGAUAAAUUUGUCCCUUCACAAGAUGAAGAUUUCAGGGAAUCAGAACCUUCUUCCUCAGUACCACCUGUGGAGGUUAAACUCCUGGAAGGAUUUAUUUCAUCAGUUGUAACUCAAGGCCUGAGUUCUAUUACAAGCAGAAAAGACAGCCUGGAAACACAAGGUAGUGUACACAGAUUGGAUCCAAGAUAGCUCUUAAAAUUUAAUCAAGUCUUCCAGGGGUUAUUAUUUGGAUAUGGCAAAGAGCUUUUGGUGAUGAGAAAUGGGGUAGAUUUAAAUUUAGUUAACUUCAAAAAAUUGGCUGUUUGAGAGUCCUGCCAAUCAAUGUGGUACACAUGUAGGUAGGUGUUCCUUUUAAAAUGCAUUUAUUUGUUAGGUAUACAUGUCUCGGUAAAUCCAGCAAAAUAAUAAAAUUCUGGUAAAUUUGUAGCAUAUAUACUUCAAAAUUUAUAUUUUAUAUGGUCACUUCCAUUAAUUAAAAAUGCUAUCAUUCUUCUAUACUUUUUUUGGAAUGAUUUUUCUUUUAUGCUUUUUUCCCAAGAAAUUUCUGCACAAGAUUCUCCAGAAUCUGAAAUUGGAAGCCAAAGCUUAAACAGCUCUACUGUGUUUGUUGAUAAUCUACAAUUUUCAUCAAUAAGUCAGUUUGGGGAUACUUUAGAGUUGGAGGAAGGUGAGUUAAUGAGGGGACUAGAAUUUCCAGACAUUGAAAGAGACUCAGAAUCCGACACUGAGGCUGUUCAACCAGCUGGGAAAUCACAUGUGGACAGUGAGCCAACACAUUCAAAACAAAUGGAUGAGGCAAAGGAAUCUAAAGAACAAGUUAACCAACAGAUAUCAGAAACACUUGAGAGCACCAUGAAAGAGAGUAUAUCUUCAGAUGUGUCGGAUUAUGAGAUGUUAGACCCAUCAGAAGCUGAAGGCAUGAUUCCAACUGAUCAAACAGACAGUGGCAAUUCCAGUCGACUGGGAUCUGCGACUGACUAUGUUGGAAAGUGGUUGGGGUAUUGAUAUGAUGUGUCAUUUCAAAAUAUUCUGUACUUGAAAGAUUUCUUGAGGCUGUGUAAUUUUUAAAUUCUGUCAAGUUAGUAUGCAUUUUAUGCUUCCUAUGGAGUCUACAGCUGUUUGAUCUUUUUGUCAGUUGUGAAACAGAUUAAACAAAGUUGAGAGCAUGGGCAACUUCCUUUGUGCAUGAAAAUCUCAAUGGCAAUAUGACUCAUCUUACCAGAUUAUACUUUCAGAAUUUGGGCUCGGCUGUCUCCAUUGCUUGUGGGGUGCUGUAGCUGGAAAUAGCCAAUUUUUGCCAUGUGGCAUUCAUGUGUAUAAGUUGUAUGAUGCGUUUUCUUUUCUUGUAAGAUUUUUCUAGAAAACUUUUUUCUACACCUGAGAGCUCAGAAAAGCACAAUCUCUCAUGGGAAUGUAAUGGUUAAAAAGCUAUAAUACCUUGUCUUUGCAGUUUUUAUUAGGAAAUGAAGAUACCUGUAGAAAUGCUAUGCAAAGUUUUAGCCCUUGUCGUAGGUUUUAGAAAAAUCUUAAUUUGAAGUUUUUGGAGUUUGGAGUGUACUACAUAUUUUUUUCCAUUUGAGAAUUAAGCUUACCAAAAUUUAGGUGUGACAGGCUUGUGAAUCAGCCCAUGUUUGAGAGAAGUGCCUUUGCAGUCCACCAGAGACUGGAGUGAAGAGGAACUUGAGAGUUGAUGAAGUUAAGCCUACUGAAAUGACAAAAUAAUAGCAUUUUCGACAUGAAAUUUGAUAGACAGUCAGUUAAGCUUUAUUCAAUUAUUAGUGAUUGCAAAUGCUUCUUAGUAUUAAUUUUUAUUGGGGUAAUCAAUGGCAAGUUUGGAAAUUUGAGUGAUCCAAUAGCCUUUGGUGCCACUUUGUUUGGUUUAGAACAGAAAUUGCUUAGGCUGUAUUUGUUGUGAAGGUCUUUUCUUUAAAGAAAGCGAGACUUAAAAGGAUGGCUUUCUAGAAACCAUAGCUCUAACAGGUAUUAUUUAUUCAAUAUUCCAGCCAUCGCGCAUAGUAACACUUGGUCUGGAACCAAUUGGGUGUUGUUCAAUUUUAGGGGAUAAAAGGAAGUUUCCUUGUUUUGCUUGUAAAUUAAAUUAAUUUUAUCACUUGUGUAAUCAUAACGCCUAAGGAAUGAGGUUUUCAUUAAUAUAAUGUUCUAUAAAUAUGCGUGUGAGAUAAUAAAUGGCAGUAUCAGCUUAUAAGAUAGUGACACAAUAAAAGCUGGUCUUUGAAGUUAAGUUUUCAGUUUCAUGAAAAUUGAAAUGUCAGUUUUUGACAGGAAGCCUUUGCUUUUAAUAAAAAAUAGAAUGUAAGUAGGCUAUCGUAGGAGUGGCAGAGCAUGCGUGUCUCUGCUCACUGGAAGAUUUUUGACAAGGUGGGGAGAGGUUUGCUUUAGGUGUGGCACUAAUAAUGAGUCACUUGAGGCCCCUUGCAGACCUAUGGGUAUUGACUAAGAGCAAGAUCUCAGCACUGGUUAGUAUCCAGCCAACUUGACUGAACAAGCCUAGUUAAUACAGGAGUUUUGUUUUAAAAUACAUGACAAGAUUGAAAUGAUGGUGCCAAUUGCGAAUGAAUCCUUUUUCUCAGUGUUUUGCAACUUCUGACUAUUGUAAAUAGCAUACAUUGUUCUUUUUUUUGAAACCCAUCAUAAUUUUAAAUUAUGCUUGUAGAUUCCAGAGAUGUCUACAUCCUUGAAGAGACAGAGAGCAAAUAAUCAGGCAAGGGGAAGGGAAAACAAACUCUACCUUCCAGCUGAAGCUGCUGAGUUUCCUCCCUCUUACUUGCCUAUUUGCCCAUAGGUGUCUGAGGAUCGGGUGUCCCUGACAACUAGCAGAGUCAACCAUGUGUUUAUACCAACUGUUUAAACUUUGCAAGAAUUUAACCCAAAGCUGUGUUGUUUGAAAGGGGGUUAAUGUUAAUCUAGGAUUAAAAGUUAGCUUUAGUUUCUCAAGUAGAGAAGUGUGUAUCAAGAGCUCAGGUUUUGUUGAGGUUUAUCUCAAUAUGACUUGCAACUAAAAGGAGAAAAUAAAAAAGAAAACUCCUUUACAAAGCUAUUAGCAUGAAUUAAAAUUUACACUAAUCCCAGGUUUGGUUAAUCAUGUUUUGAACAACCUGGCCUAGGGAAAAUCUCACGUCAUAAAAUUAUUUCCAGAAGAAAAUGGUUGGUCCCCAGGGGAAAUCUUAACUUUACAACAUAAAUACAGAGCGACGAAAGCGUUACUGCUUUCUUCCUGUUUGCCAAACACAUGUGGGCAAAUAGUUCAUCCUUGCAGCAAAUCUAGUCCUAGUACAAGCCAUUACAACCAAAAUGGUUGCAGCUUGGGACACAAACAAUUGAAACUUUGCCACUCCUUAAACUCUGGC
Molecule: messenger RNA, 6080 nt
Organism: Pocillopora meandrina
Lineage: Eukaryota; Metazoa; Cnidaria; Anthozoa; Scleractinia; Pocilloporidae
Source: the annotation of a GenBank genome assembly